AUGUCUUUGGAUGCUACCAAUCGUUUUGGUGAAUUUCAGAACAAGAUCCAACAGGAAAUUAUUCAAAAAUGGAAAACAUUUAAUAAACUGGUUAAACUUGAAGUAAUGAAACAGUUGCAAACUCAAGAAAAUCAAUUGGAUGAGAUGAUUCAAUCUAUUAAGGAUACCGGUAAUGAAGAAUUAGGGAACUUGUUUGAGAAGCUCACGACAGUGAAAAAUAACAUGCAAGAAGCAGGAAAAUUGCAAAAGUCUUCUCUAGCUGAUAUUAUCACCAUAUUGGAUAAAAUACAAAAGGAGGCACUUGAUUUUGAUAAGUUUAGAAAAGAUCAUACUGUAUUUGUAACUGAUUUGAACUCCCUAAACAUCAAAUUGCAAAAUACAAUUGAUAAAUUGAGGGAAUCUCAAGAUAAAAACCGUUCUAAAUUAAAAACUCCUGAGAAAUUGGAACAAUCUUCAGUUGUUUCCCAAAAUUCCAAGAUUAUGGAAUUGGAAAACGAAAAAUGUAUUUUCCAAUUGAAGAAUAGUAAUCAAGUUCUAGACAUAGAUAAACUAUUGAUUCCUACGAGCUUGGACGUAGUAUCCUCGAAAACUGCCAUGCAUAUUUCUGCUGAUGAUGGCCGGUUGGAACAAAAAGAGAAAACCUCAUUUUGUCAAACCACUUCGGGCAAAGAAGUUGAUGAUGUGUACUCAUUUGAUAAUAUAAUCGAUUUUCCUCCUUCUAAGAAAUACAAACGUGAAUAG
Messenger RNA from Spathaspora passalidarum NRRL Y-27907, 741 nucleotides. RefSeq lists its product as uncharacterized. The transcript has 3 exons. NCBI's taxonomy places the organism in Eukaryota, Fungi, Ascomycota, Pichiomycetes, Serinales, Debaryomycetaceae. The coding region runs from base 1 to 741 and encodes 246 amino acids. The record is from RefSeq and is a predicted model, not a curated record.